AUGUUAAUAUAUAUAUUUUUGUACUCAGGGGUAUAUUUACUAGGCUGUGUUCACUCAAAAUUUACCACUACAAAGAUUGGUCCGCAGCCGAUUUGGAAUGAAACAUUUACGGACAAACUUCGCCAUGAUCUGUUGCUAAAUUAUGACAAAUUUUCCAGACCUGCUCAACAUUACAAUGUAACAACUGUACGAUUUGGGAUGGGUAUACGACACCUUGAGUUUAAUGAAAUGAAAUCAUCACUUACAGUUUACGCUUGGUUGCGAAUGAAUUGGAAUGAUGAAAAGUUAAAAUGGGAUCCUGAAAAUUAUGGAAAUCUUUCAGUUUUACACCUAGCUGAACAUGAACUGUGGCAGCCGGAUAUUUAUUUAUAUAACAGUGCCACUAGUACUGCCGUUAAUCAAUUUGGAAAUACGCAUUUCCUAGUUUAUUCGGACGGAAAAGUUUUAUGGGUUCCUCCAGCACAAUUGGUGGUACUAUGCGGAUUGAACUUGAAAUAUUGGCCGUUCGAUAAACAAGAAUGUUCUAUGAAGUUCGGAUCUUGGACAUACAGUGGCGAUCAAAUUGAUCUGCUUCAUUAUAAUGAUAAUGCUGAAGUUGGGCUAGAAUUUAUAAUAAACAAUUCAGAAUGGGAACUAACUAAUGCUGUCCAGACACGACACGUAAAAUAUUAUUCGUGUUGCGCUGAAGCAUAUCCAGACAUAACAGUAAAUUUAACGUUAAAUAGGAUAUCUACUUCGUACAAAGCAAUUAUAGUGACGCCUGCAUUUGUGGUGAUCAUGUUAACGAUGUUAAGUUUUACUCUACCUCCUCAAGCUGGUGAGAAAAUUAUCAUAAAUGCUUGUACAGCGAUAGUAGUAUGCCUUUUUACGUUAUAUUUUACACAAAAGCUACCGAUGAUGGGCGCCGAAACACCGUUGAUUGUGAUGUUCUACACCAGUUGUCUAUACAUCGUCGGUUUUUCAACAAUCGGUUCAGUAGUAGUAAUUAGUUUAUCAAGAACCAAACAUUCUACAUCAAUACCAUGGAUUAUUAAACAACCUUUAAUAGGAAAGAUGGGGAAAAUAUUAGGAUUGGAUAACUACAUACAACAAGCUACGACUUCAAGUCACAGGGUUACUGCUGAAGAAAUGAGAGAUCAUCCAGUGAGUGAAUUUGAUGACAGUAAUAAUAGUGAAGAUAAUCAUAUUAUUAGGUCACAUUUAUCAUCCGCCAAGCCAAGCAUACAGAAGGACUGGAUACUUUUGGCGGCUGCCAUUGAUCGAAUAUCUUUUAUAUUUUAUUUUCUACUUUUUGUAAUUUUAUCGAUUGUAUAUGCUUUGUAA
Diabrotica balteata is the source of this 1323-nucleotide messenger RNA. The record is from the annotation of a GenBank genome assembly. NCBI's taxonomy places the organism in Eukaryota, Metazoa, Arthropoda, Insecta, Coleoptera, Chrysomelidae.